Molecule: messenger RNA, 746 nt
Organism: Bursaphelenchus okinawaensis
Lineage: Eukaryota; Metazoa; Nematoda; Chromadorea; Rhabditida; Aphelenchoididae
Source: the annotation of a GenBank genome assembly
AUGGCCGAAAACACCAUCUAUCAAUUCACAGCCAAGGAUUCCGAUGGAGCUGAUGUUUCGUUGGAAAAAUACAGGUAAUCGUUUAUUUUAUUGUUUGGUUUUUAGGUAAUGAUUUAUUUAAACAGUGUUGUUUUACAUAAAAUAAAAUCAAAUGCUAGGGACUCGUUUUUAUUAAUGAACUGUAUAUUGUUUUAGAGGCAAAGUUGUGAUUAUUGUGAACACCGCAUCUCACUGUGGCUUCACAAACUCGAACUACGCUCAGUUGAAGGAACUCUUGGACAAAUACAAGGGUCAAGGACUUGAAGUUGCCGCUUUUCCUUGCAAUCAGUUUGGAAGACAAGUAAAUUAGAAUUUCUUAUUGAUAUAUAGAUAUGAGGUUUAUAACUGUUUUUUACGUUUAAAUUUCUUGGAUAUUCUUACUUUAUUUAAAGUUUAAAAUAUAAAAAAGAAUUAUUCUGAUGUUUUAGGAGCCAGGCUGCGCCUUGGACGUCAAGAAUUUUGUUAAGGACAAGUUCAAGUUUGACCCUGAUCUCUAUGACAAGGUUGAUGUUAAUGGAGGGAAUGCCCAUCCAUUGUUUGACUUCUUGAAGAAGGAAGCUCCUGGAUUCUUGUUCAACGCUAUUAAGUGGAACUUCACCAAGUUCUUGGUCAACAGAAGAGGAGAAGUUGUUGCUCGUUAUGCUCCUAGUACCAAGCCUAAUGACAUGAUUCCAGACAUUGAGAAGGCUUUAGGAGAAAGUGCUUAA